AACUGCAGUAGCCUAGACGGAGUUGCACUUCUAAAGAGAGUGUUAGAUAUUGCAGAAUUUUCCAAGGCUUUUUACAGCUGCGAGGUGCAAAACAAAAGGCAGCCGUGCUAUAUGAAAGGGGCUUUGUGUUUAGACAAGCUGCGCGCCUAUUUACAAUGUGGAAGGGAGAAUUUAACACAUUUUCCUGGCCACGCCAGCACCACAAAACUGAGAGGAGCAGGGGCUCUCGAUGACAAGUGCAAAUAUUUGCCGCAAGAUUAAUGUAUCCUGUGAAAAUAGUGGACUUCUGCGUCAUAAAGCGCGGGGUCGUGUUAAUUCACCUGGACAGGCAAAGCCUAUCCUGGAAACCUUUGCAGUCAUGAAUUCGCCAAACACAACUCUUGAGUGAAAUGUUCAACUGAAGCUUUAUUUCAGCUGGUUCGAGCUUUUGGAAUUUCUGAAGACUGAUUUAUUUUUGCAGACCACCUCCUCUCCCUCCCCUUUUUAUCAGCCUACUUGUCCACUGAAGGAGGCACAUUCAUGCAUCGCUUCUCCCACUGCAAAUCACUUUUCUGAGCUCAACAGAACUCUGAAUUCAUCUCGCGUCACGCUGCAUUCUUCAAGCUUGCUACUCCGAUGAGACCCGACAGUGUGGCUGAAUGCAGGACUUUGAUCAUUAUGAGUGGGGAGUGCUGACCCUUAAUACAGGCUUGUUCUUCUGAAUGCAGACAGUGUGGGCGGACCAUACAUCCUGAAGCAAUGCAGUUGUUCAAUGGGAUAACAGCGAUACACUGAGGAAGAUGAAUUCAGAGUCGCUGGACACCUGUAUUCAAAGCAUUCUCUCUGCUUUGUAUCCUCCGUUCAACGCCACAGCUCCCACAGUGCUCAGUCAAAUCUUCAGGGUGAUUGACACCACGUAUAAGGGGGAUGGACUCCGCUGCCUAUUGCAUUUCUUGGUUCCAGCAAAGCGCAUCCUAGAGACUGUGCAACAAGAUGCUUGUGCUAAAUAUUCAAAUCUCUUGUUCCGUCACGAAGGCUGGCCCCUCUGUCUCCAUGAGAAGGUAGUGGUGCAGCUGUCAUCAUUCAACAUCUUUCUUCUGCGGCCCGGGGAUUUCUAUCUACAGAUUGUGCCUGUCGGGAAGCAGGCCGCUCGGAUUGUGUUGAAAUGCUUGGGCAGGGACCUCCGCAGUGUAGACGAGAAGCUGAUACCAGAAGUAACUUACACCAAUAUCUUUACAGCUCAGUGGCUGGAUACGAUAAACAGUGAACAUUCUGGAAUACCGCUGCACACUUGCCUACUAGCCACGGAUAAUGGGGUUGUGAAAGAGCCUUGGUCUAAAAUAGUCAACCCUGAAUUUGUAAAUAAAAGCAAAGUUACAGACCCGUCUGGGCACAGGACUCAUUCUGUUCAGGAAACAGAAUACCGCGGUGGUUCUGCUGGGAUGACUUUGCAGACAGGUAUGGAGAUUGAUCAUUCAUUUUGGGCUUCUGAGCCAGACUCUGAUACCAAAAAAAACAACAAUCCUUUGCCUAACCCAGGACAAAAAGAAGGUGUGAAAUGUUUAAGUCACCAGCCCGUGAAAUUGGGAGUGACGUCCCCAAAUCAAUAUGAACACUCCAAUGAAAACCUUGAAGGAGAUUAUGUGGAUUUAAUGAUAUUUUCUAAGGAAAAGUGCUGUGAUAACAGGACUGCACGGCUUCCAAUGAAGAAAGGUGAAUCCUCUGUGGUUCCUGUCAAUGGAACAUGGGCAUGUGGAGGGACCAUUAGGUUUGCAGCUGAACCUUGCACACCAUGCCUAAGCAGAAGAUCGAACAGAGACUUUGAAAACCAAGCGAUAAAGUGUCGUUAUCGUGAGUCUUACAUUGAAGCCCUGCAAAACCCUUUGAACUUUGGGUUCAGCUUUCAGGAGGCAGAAGCUUCCGCUGAGGACAGGAAAGAUUUCCUGACUAACCACAAGCUCAGCAGUGAUUCAAAGAGCCCAGUCUGUUACAGGAAAAACCAGGAACCCAGAAGUUCCACCAGAUCUACCAAUGUACCUUCAUGCAGUACUACAAAUAAGGACAAAUCAGUGGUGCACUCGGUUCCAUCCUCCAAUUCUGUUAAGGCGCCCUAUCAAUCUGUAGCUAAGCUUGAUCCUCAUACAGGAUCAGCAUCUCCAGACUCUGUCACCAAACAUACAGUUUCCAACAGCACAAGAUCAGGCCUGUCAGCUGGCGAUACAGCACCCUCUGAACUCCUGCUCGGCAGAAGGAGUUUGGAAGCUGCUAAGAGGUUUUCAGCUGGUUACAUAUCUCCAAGAAAUCGUCGACAUAAGUACCAAGGAAAAGAACGGACCCAGAAGAGGUUUCCUACACAAGCUGUGGACUUGAACAGUGAUUUGCUGCACUCAGGUGUUGCUUGUUUACCAGGAAACAGAGAUAAGGCAGGGAGAGCCGUGUUACAAAUCUGCACUGACAAUAGCCUCUUGCAUGGGCAGUCAUGUAACAGCAAUGACCUCACCAGGCUCCUACUGUACCUCUCCAACAUUCCCAGGAAGGAGGUUGGAGAUCUGGGUCUGGUUAUUGUUGUGGAUGCCAGAAAACGGCCACUGAAUCCUGUGUUAUUUAAGGCUUUUGGAUUAAUGCAGGAACGUGCCCCCCACUCCAUUCACUGUGUACUGAUAUUGACAGAUAAAGAAGCAACUCACAAGCUGGAGAAAUGUCCAGGAAUAUCACUGGAAAUUUUGACAUCCUUGAAAACACUGCAUAAGUUCAUUGACAGCCAUCAACUGACUGAAAACCUAGAGGGGACUUUCCCUUACAGUCACUCUGAAUGGAUUCAGUUUCGUAUGAAACUUGAGUCAUUUAUUGCAAACUGCAGGGAGGCUUCCAAUCUAUUACUGGACACCAUCAGAAUGUUCGAAUUUAAUAAACCCAGCCACAGCGCACAGGAAGUCACUAACUGCAUCCAUAACCACAAGCUGACCAUGCAGAGAGUUUUGCAAGAUGCCCGACUGGUCAAUUUGCAACUGGAAGGUGGAGCAAUUCUUGCCAGGCUCAAGAAAGAGGAAACUCGAUUCAGUUCUUCUGAGGACUACAGAGACGCCAUUGAUUUGGUAACACCCCUCUACAACAUGGUGGAAGAAAAUGUCCACACUCUGGUGAUGAGGUCCAAUCAGUGUCUGCAACAUUUGGAGUUCUUAAAGAAUCUGAGGAUACUCGAGGACAAAAUUAAACAGCAAAACAACUGGCUGCUUUGCACCGGUGAACCGUACCUGCAGAACUCAGCCACAAAUGGAGAUUCACUCAAAAUGAUACAACAGGAACAGAAAAAGUUCAGUGAAUUCUUUGUACUGGCCACACAGGAAUACAAAAGGAGUCUGGAGCUUUUGCAGGAGGCAGACACUCUGGAUGGUUUCUCGUAUCCUGAGUUUUCAGAGUUCAAAGAUAUGGCGCAAGAGUUCAAAACGCGACUCGACAAUUUUCACGUUAGUGUCAAGAAACAUCAGGCAGAACUGGAAGCUCUUGUCAACCUGUACAACUACUGUGAUCAGGCUGUGGAGUUGACCGAAGACUGUAAACGUUGCUUGCCCCAACUGGGAGUGAGUAGCUCGACAGACCUCAGUGAAGAAAUGCUGAAGCUUCUUGAGAAUUACCAUCAAAGACUUGCAGAAUUUUCCGUUGAAAGAUUUCAGCAGGUGAAGAAUCAGCUCCAUAGCCUAAGUCAUGGCAAAGGCGUGAAGGUGUGGAAUGUAACUUUGCUGAACUGCGAAGAGACAAGGCAACAUCUCGAGGAGACCUUGGAGUUGUGCAGGAAGGCAUUAAAAACUGCCGGAAGCCCUAUGUCAGAGAGCGAGGGAGAGUCCAAGAGCACAGAACCAAAGAGCAGUAAGGAUCUGAUCACAAGGACCUCUCACCUGAGUGGAAACUUCUGGUCUGAAGAAGGAAUAAUCUGGCAGAGAAAGGAAAAACAUAAACCUUCGCCUAUGAGGACUAGUCAUAGUCACAAGGAAAAUGUAACCAACAAGCCAAACAGAGUACAAGCAAAGUCUUCUGUAUUUGAAUGGCCGAUGUGUCUAAAUUCAACGGAUGUGUCAAGUGGUGAGACAAGCCCUCAGAUCUCUUCCCUCCCUUCUUACUCAGAUCCUUUGUUUUCUCCUUCUGUUCGGCACAGAAGUUAUCCCUCCAAGAAGAUCAUGCUGGCGGCACAGGGCUUCCAGCUCUCACGGCAUGCCAGCUUUUGCUCUGAGGACAAACAUUCUCGUAGAGCCGGAGGUAGAACUAAUAUCAGCAGUGGUGCUCCGGUGAUCAGUUCUGCCCUUAGUGAACCUGCAGGGUCCAGUCUGGCGCAGGAACCAAUGAAAGAGAAUUCCUGUAAUAAACUCCAACACAUUAUGGAGGAGAUAUUGAUUACUGAGAGGGAGUACGUCCGUUCUCUUGGAUACGUCAUCUCACAUUACUUCCCUGAGAUGGAUCGCAUGGACCUACCUCAGGAUUUGCGGGGACAGCGAGGAAUUAUCUUUGGAAAUCUAGAGAAGCUCUAUGAUUUCCAUAGCCAGUACUUCCUGAAGGAGCUGGAAACCUGUGCAAGGGACCCCAUCCGAGUUGGGCGCUGCUUCCUUAGACAUGAAAAACAGUUUGGGCUUUAUGCAUUGUACAGCAAGAACAAGCCCCGUUCUGACUUACUGCUCAGCAGCCACGGAAAUACAUUUUUCAGGGCCAAGCAGCUGGAACUCGGUGACAAAAUGGACUUGGCAUCCUAUCUUUUGAAACCUAUUCAGAGGAUCAGCAAAUACAACCUGCUUCUGAGGGACAUGUUCAAGGAAUGCAGCCCAGCCCAGGAGAAGGAGUGCAAGGAACUUCAGGCAGCCCACAAUAUUGUGUGCUUCCAGCUCCGCUAUGGCAAUGAUCUUAUUGCUAUGGAUGAUAUACAGGAGUGUGAUGUGAAUCUGAAAGAGCAGGGCCAGUUGUUACGUCGAGAUGAGUUUGUGGUAUGGUACGGGAGGAAGAAAUGUUACCGACACAUCUUCCUAUUUGAAGAUCUCAUACUCUUCAGCAAGACAAAAAAAACAGAAGGAACCAAUGACAUCUACAUUUAUAAACAAUCCUUCAAGACUUCCGAAAUUGGAAUGACACAUAAUUCUGGUGAAAGUGGUCAGCGUUUCGAAAUUUGGUUCAGAAGACAGAAAUCUCAAGAUACGUAUGUCUUGCAUGCUCCAACUGCAGAAGUGAAACAGGCGUGGAUAGAUGACUUAGAGAAGAUAUUAUGGAACCAAGCACUGAGGAAUAGGGAACUCCAGACGCAGGAGAGGGUGUUUAUGGGCAUUGGCAGUAAGCCAUUUAUGGACAUCAAACCUAGCGAAGCUGCCAUCAGUGACAGAUCGGUUGGCUGCACCACAAAAGGGAAAGAGCAGACCAAGAGACCAAAUUCCAUAGGAUCAAACGGCAGUGCCUCCUCCUCAGGAAGCCACUCUUCUUCAUCGUCUUCUGGCAUCGGCUCCCUGAAUAUGCCCAGUUACUCCUCUUCACCUUCAACUUCCAGAAGCAAUACUGGAAUCAACAACAGCUUGUACAACACACCGGCGGGCGUGGAAGAAGAUGACCUGGGGAAUGACUCCAGUGGGAGACCUUUUACGAUUGAGAGUUCAGAAACUUCUUCCCAGUGUAACUCCACAGAGAGCGUCAGCGGCUUCAGCAGUUCCAACCACAGCAGCCUCUCCCUGACCGGAGGGGAGACUGAGGAAGCACUGUCUACCUCAUCUGGACCAUGCAAGCCCAGUUCACAUCAAUCCUCACUCUGCCUGCCCACAUUACUGCCAAAGGGAGAACUUCCAUUUGGAAAUAUGAUCAAUAAGGAAAAAUCACCUGAUGUACCCAUGAAACGAUCAACAGCCGUCUGACCGUCAGGAACAUCACUUCGGCCUGAAAUUCCAUGAAGAGUUGGCGAAAGAACAGAACCCCAGCUGCUGCUGAGUUCAAGAGAUUUAAUUCCAGUUAAGAGCUGCAGAGCAAACAGAUCUGUGGGAAUUUAUUUCGCCACUUGGGAUUUGUCCCAACAGAUUGUGCUUUUCAUAUUCAGAGAAACUGAUGCUAUAACGCAGCAGAAUUUGAAGAAAAAGUGACCUCAUGCUCGGAACUGGCCACAUGAGUCAGGAGAUGGGCCGUGACCCAACCCAUGGCACAUUCUGAGGUCACUGCCACGGAGCGAGAGUUUCUCUGUGGGCCUGUGGUUUAGUGCCUACUCCAGGUUCAUUGACCAGUAAUAUCCAGCCUUAGUUUUCACUCCAAACCUCUGUAAGGUUUGGAAUGACAGGCUCUAACAAAAAUAAAUGAAAAAAGAGAAUUCCAUUAUUGCAAGAUGAAAAAAUUAAGCAAGCACAUUUGAUUUUGGAGAAAGUGGCACAAAGCCGAGGUUGAAAGGGAAAGGGCAAUAUAAGUAUAACCUUUUCAUCUAAUUAUUAAAAUCCUUAAGUAUAUUUUAAUAAGUACCAUAAAACCUAUUGACAUAACAUUGUAUAUUGUAGUGCUGUCUUCUUUUGCACACAUAUUAGCUUUAAUUACAAUGCUGUUAUAAAAUGCAAAGUCAAUUAUAAUACUUUUAUAUUUUUACAAUAUUAAAAACAUUGCUUUUCUUGAUGCUAAUGAUCUUUUGACCCUACUUCGGUAUUUUCAUAUAAUUCUACAAUAACACUUACUUUGUACUAGAUACUUCUAUCAAACUUAUGUCCUGUCACUGUGAGUGCCUUCAUCAGGUGACACAGAAAUAAUGAAUCUAAAGUCAAUCUGUUGCCUUCAGGUACUCACUGGGCAGAAAAGAUAAAGCGCCACAUAUAUCUAUGAAUGCGGAGCAGACUCCAUAGGCCGGCCUAAUUCUGCUCCUAAGAAUAGGCACUGCACACCCUACCAGUACAGCCAGUCGCUCAGCACUGACAAAUAACUUCAUUUUUCAAACUGUUUCAAAAUUUUCCAAGAUGAUCAAAUUAAUUGCCUAAGAAUUUGAGAACUUGCCUGAAACUGGUUGUGUCCGAAAUCCAGUAGGUGUGUUGUCAGGGUGAUCUCUCUGGCUGUUUCAUGAGGUGAUUAGCUUUGAGUUAGAUGACAAGGUUUGGAGCGCAUUGCUGCCUAGGGGAACCCCCUGCUUCAUGCCGUAGUGGUAGUAGUCUGAAUGCUCAACUCAAGUAUGAUGUUCUCUUGAGGGGGACUGUUUUUUGGUGGUCUCUCAGGUGGCAGUAGAGGCUUAUUCAGGAUCCACAUAUUCUGGUGCAGUGUGGGCAAAAGUAAUUCUUACGUAGCUCUCUAUCAUCUUGGGCAUUGGAUUUGUCUUUGGGGUUGUUCUGAUUACCUCUCCUUCCUAAAAUGAGAAGGAAUCUUCAAAUUAGACACAUCUAAUUGGUAUUCUUUUAGCUUUGGAGAGACAAUGGAGCAAUCCUCGCUGAGGUUAAAGUGGUGACAGAAAGAGCCUACUUAGGAUCUGUAAAGAGCUGGAUAUUUGUCUAAUAAUCAGGGCUUCAGCUAAGGCAAUGAUACUAGUAAUGAAAGGGAUUUAAAAGAAUAUCAUGCUGAUCCUCAUAGUUUGCUGUCUAGACCAAGAUGAUAAAGGCCUUGCUGAGCUGAUAGAACUUAGCAAAUCACCUGGCAAUAGAUCACUAGUGCUGGUGGAAUAUUCUGGCAGCCGGACACUCACUCCACAUAAAGCUAUGAGCAGUCCCUAGUUCAGAGUAAAGCAAACUGUGUGAUAUAAUUCCCCUACAACUCUCAUUUUGUUGUCUCACAGCUCCACAUAGAUCUUGUUGCCCUGGAGGUGUUAGAAAUAAAAUAUUGUAAAGUAUUGACUUAUCUCUUUCAGUGUAUCUUUCCAUAUUCUCUGAUUUACCACAAAGGUGGUGUAAAAUACAUGAUGUGGUCCUCAACAAAGUAAAAGAAAAUACACUCCUUAGUCUCUCCAUGUACCCUUCCUGUGUAAAUUAGAAUCAACAUGUAAUAACUGCUGAAUUUCCUGGAGUUACUGAGUAAUUUCCGUCUAGCGACUGUAACAUUGUUGCUACGCAACUGAACAUAUAUUAAAGGUUUGA
This is a messenger RNA of Mobula hypostoma (lesser devil ray), 8030 nucleotides long. RefSeq names its product pleckstrin homology domain-containing family G member 4B-like. Bases 780 to 5858 code for a protein of 1692 amino acids. The record is from RefSeq and is a predicted model, not a curated record. NCBI's taxonomy places the organism in Eukaryota, Metazoa, Chordata, Chondrichthyes, Myliobatiformes, Myliobatidae. The transcript has 24 exons. Gene Ontology annotation, molecular function: guanyl-nucleotide exchange factor activity.